AUGUCCAGCCAGUAUGCACAAGGGACCUUGAUUUGGGUGAAGCAUGAGGAAGAAGUUUGGAUACAGGCUGAGAUCAUCACGGCCACUGAGAAGGAGAUCAUUGUCAAAACAAUAGAGGAUCCGAACGCUCGAAUCGUGCUGGGGCCAAACGAGCCAAUCUUCCUCAGGACCACAGAUACAUACACCUCAGAGGGCCUGUCUGUGCUAGAUGAUCUCACGCAGCUCACACACCUUCACGAACCUGCGGUGCUGAGCUCGCUGCAGAAUCGAUUCGACAUCGACAAGAUCUAUACCUUCACGGGGCCUAUUCUUAUUGCGGUGAAUCCUUUCAAAGUGAUUCCUGGCAUUUACGAUGAAGAGGUCUUGAAGAGCUUCAUUAGCACAAAGCCUUCAACUAAGCCGCACGUUUUCAAUACCUCCAAUGCAUCCUACCGCGGCAUUUGCGAUCGACACAAGUCACAGACUGUGCUCAUCAGUGGCGAGUCUGGCGCGGGGAAGACUGAGACCACCAAGUUUGUCAUGAAGUUCCUGGCGCUAGCCGGAUCCUCCGACGGCGAGGUGACCGACGUCGAGCGCCAGGUGCUUGAGUCGAAUCCAUUGCUCGAAGCCUUUGGGAAUGCCAGAACUUUGCGGAAUGACAAUUCCAGCCGCUUUGGGAAGUUCAUUGAGCUGCAGCUGGGCAGCCCAGACUUUACAUCGAAAUUUUGCUGA
Effrenium voratum is the source of this 711-nucleotide messenger RNA. The record is from the annotation of a GenBank genome assembly. Lineage: Eukaryota; Dinophyceae; Suessiales; Symbiodiniaceae.